AUGUCCUCGCACAAGAGAAAACGCUCUGCUUCAGUAUUCAGCAGCGGCAGCCGCUCUUCCCAGCACAGUCACCACCUCCCGAACGACACCAUCAACCCCCUCUCGCACAGCGAGGGCACAAUAAAACAGCUGCGCACCGCGGGCCUCACAGCAGACGACCUCCUGCCGUCCAACUACAUCCCCGAUUUUCCGCACCGGCCCAUCCGCCCAUCUCACCACCAGCAGCAGCCAGACGACAGUAAUGAUGAAGACGACAGAGAAGACGGCUCGGCCAGCGACGCAAGCAGCACGAAGGGCGCUGAGAAGGCGCGGCGGCGCCGACAAAUGCGCGACGCGCAGGCCCAGCAGCUGGGGUUCCUGACGAACGUGAUCCUGCGAGCGCUGGAGGAGGGCGACAUCCCGCGCGCCAAGAGAGCCUUCGGGCUGCUGCGCCGGUCGGAAGUGCGGGGCAGGCCGGUCGACCUGAGGAAGAACGCGCUGUGGAGCCUAGGGGCGGAGAUUCUGAUGCGCGACGGGGAGGUCAGGUCGAGGAGCGUGAUCCCCGGCGAGACCGGCCCUAAGAGUGCCGGCGAGCAGGAGGAACCAGGGCAGGGCGGCGGGGAGGGCGGCGCAGGGAGGAAGGCCGCGGUCAGGAGAUGGGGCUCGGCGGCCAACAUGCCACAGCUGCGGACGUACCUCGAGUCGCUGGUGCGGCAGUACCCGUACAACCGGCUGCACCCGGACAGCAUCAGCGACCUGGACUUCCACCCGGUGCUGUUCAGCUGCGAGUUCUACAACGCGUGGGUCGGGCACAAGCUGGCGCUGGAGCGGCUGGCCGACGAGGCCGAGUCGUGGAGCGACGACCUCGAGGUCCCCGACAUCGACAUGGCGGACUACGACGACGACAGUACGCGGGCAGACGGCCGGCAUUACCGCGAGAACAACCUCACCAGCAGGGAGAGGCGGCUGCGCCAGGCCAAAGCCGACCUCGGCCUGCAGGCCAUGUCGACCAUGCGGGAUGUGGCGUCGCGCAUGGACAGCCUGAUGGAAAAUCUGCCUUACUCUCGCAGCGUGGAACUGCUGCGGCUGCGUGGUAUGGUCGCGCUUUAUAUCGGAGAUUUGAGCGUGCCACCGCCGCCACGGACGGCCGAUGAGGAAGAGGAAGGCAACAGGGUCCGGGAACAGGAGCAGGAGAGGGCGAGAACCUUCUUUGUGCGGAUGGUGAAGAGUGGAGGACGGACUGAUGCGUGUACGGAGAGGUGGCUACGGGAUGGGAACGCGAGUGACGAUGAUUACGGAGCUGAUGAUGACGAUGAAGACAUUCAAGGGAGCCAGUGGGGGGGACUUCCUAUAUUCUCAUCGAUGCCUGUGCGAUAG
Messenger RNA from Diaporthe amygdali, 1356 nucleotides. RefSeq lists its product as uncharacterized. The record is from RefSeq and is a predicted model, not a curated record. The coding region runs from base 1 to 1356 and encodes 451 amino acids. Gene Ontology annotation, molecular function: TBP-class protein binding; RNA polymerase I core promoter sequence-specific DNA binding; RNA polymerase I general transcription initiation factor activity. NCBI's taxonomy places the organism in Eukaryota, Fungi, Ascomycota, Sordariomycetes, Diaporthales, Diaporthaceae. Gene Ontology annotation, cellular component: RNA polymerase I core factor complex. Gene Ontology annotation, biological process: nucleolar large rRNA transcription by RNA polymerase I; transcription initiation at RNA polymerase I promoter. The transcript has a single exon.